GGGGGGAGUUCAGCUCGUUUCACCGUUCACCGACGCCGCGUGACGCUUACACACGGGCACCGAGCUCGAAACGCGAGGCAGCUCUCGCGCUCACGCUCGUGAGCAAAACAACGCGUUCGCUAACGCACACCGAUGCAUUUGAAUUUAUCGUGUCCGACCGGACCCGAGCGCUUCAGUCGAUGUCGGAGUUUUAUCGCUGGAUAUAAGCCGCAACAUCAUCACCGUCAGUUGAAAGGACAGACCUCAGCAAAGAGGCAAAUUAUGCCAGCAGUACCAGAGUCCCUGUCUCUGGUGACGUGCCAGGCUGUUGGUGAGACCCUCCGCUCCCUUGCCCCUGGCAGGGUGGACGCCCCGCUCAGGCCCACGCCCGCAUCAUGAGCGCCAACGGCCCCACUUCUCCUGCUGCGACCCCUGCAGCUGCGGUGGCCGUGCCCGUGUCCUCGGUGGUACCGGCGGGUUCGUUGGCCCAGAAGAAGCGGCAACAGUAUGCCAAGAGCAAAAAACAGGGCAGUUCGGCCAACACGCGGCCACAGAGAGCUCUCUUCUGCCUCAACCUCAACAACCCCAUCCGCCGGGCCUGCAUCAGCCUUGUGGAAUGGAAGCCAUUCGAUAUCUUUAUAUUGAUAGCGAUUUUUGCCAACUGCAUGGCCUUAGCUGUAUAUAUCCCCUUUCCUGAAGAUGACUCCAACUCAACCAACCACGACCUGGAAACAGUCGAAUAUGCCUUCCUUAUUAUUUUUACGAUCGAAACCUUCCUGAAGAUCAUUGCGUACGGCCUGGUAAUGCAUCAGAAUGCUUAUGUCCGAAACGGAUGGAACAUGCUGGAUUUUGUCAUUGUUGUCAUAGGGUUGUUUAGUGUUGUUUUGGAACUUUUGACCAAAGAUGGGGAGAAGGAGUCUGCUGGAUCCCACCCCCCGACUGCGCACGGUCACGGAGGAAAACCGGGAGGUUUUGAUGUCAAAGCCCUCAGAGCCUUUCGAGUGUUGCGACCGCUUCGCCUGGUGUCAGGAGUGCCCAGUUUGCAGGUGGUGUUGAACUCCAUCAUAAAAGCCAUGGUUCCUCUCCUCCACAUCGCCCUGCUGGUUUUGUUUGUCAUCAUCAUCUAUGCCAUCAUCGGUUUGGAGCUUUUCAUCGGAAAAAUGCACGCUACGUGUUAUUUUCAAGGGACGGCAAUUACAGAAGACGAACCCUCGCCGUGUGCCGUUAACGGUCAUGGUCGCACGUGCCCCACCAACGGCACAGUUUGCAAAGAGGGUUGGCACGGCCCCAAUGGAGGCAUAACCAACUUCGACAAUUUCAUGUUCGCCAUGCUGACUGUGUUUCAGUGCAUAACCAUGGAGGGCUGGACGGAUGUGCUUUACUGGAUGAAUGAUGCUAUGGGUCUGGAGCUACCAUGGGUGUACUUUGUGAGUUUGGUGAUCUUCGGUUCUUUCUUCGUCCUGAACCUGGUUCUGGGUGUUUUGAGCGGAGAGUUCUCUAAAGAACGAGAGAAGGCAAAAGCUCGCGGAGAUUUCCAAAAGCUUCGUGAGAAACAACAGCUAGAAGAGGAUCUGAAAGGAUACCUGGACUGGAUCACGCAGGCAGAAGACAUCGACCCUGAGAACGAAGAGGAUGAUGAAGAUAGUAAACGCAAUCGCGUUACGCUGGCCAGCCUCAUGGAGAAGAAGAAGAAGGGCUUUAGCUGGUUCAGCCAGUCCUCUGAAACUCAUGCAAGCAUGCCAGCGAGUGAGACCGAAUCCAUGAAUACAGAACAUGAGAAAGAAGAUGAGAAGGCAACAUGUUGUGGCCCAACAUGUCAGAAAAUUUCAAAAUCAAAGUUCAGUCGGCGCUGGCGUCGCUGGAAUCGGUUAUGUCGGAGGAAUUGUCGUUUGGCAGUGAAAUCGGUGCCGUUCUAUUGGCUAGUGAUCAUUCUGGUGUUUCUCAACACGCUGACCAUCUCCUCUGAACAUUACAACCAGCCGAUGUGGCUCACACAAGUUCAGGAUGUAGCCAAUAAAGUGCUCCUGGCCCUGUUCACAUGCGAGAUGUUGGUAAAGAUGUACAGUCUGGGCCUGCAGGCUUAUUUCGUGUCGCUCUUUAAUCGCUUUGACUGCUUCGUCGUGUGUGGAGGCAUUACGGAGACGAUCCUGGUGGAGUUGGAGAUCAUGUCACCUCUGGGCAUCUCAGUGUUUCGAUGCGUUCGGCUACUCAGGAUCUUUAAAGUCACACGUCACUGGCAGUCUCUCAGUAACCUGGUGGCGUCUCUGCUGAACUCAAUGAAGUCCAUCGCCUCUCUGCUGCUGCUGCUCUUCCUCUUCAUCAUCAUCUUCAGCCUCCUCGGCAUGCAGGUCUUCGGCGGGAAGUUCAAUUUUGACGAGACGCAGACGAAACGAAGCACCUUUGACAACUUCCCUCAGGCCUUGCUUACUGUGUUUCAGAUCCUAACCGGAGAAGACUGGAACGCCGUCAUGUAUGAUGGCAUUAUGGCGUAUGGUGGGCCAUCGUCAUCUGGAAUGAUCGUUUGCAUCUACUUUAUCAUCCUCUUUAUCUGUGGAAACUACAUUCUUCUGAAUGUGUUCUUGGCUAUCGCUGUGGAUAACCUGGCGGACGCAGAGUCUCUGAACACAGACCCGGAUGAUAAGAAGAAAGGGGAUGAAAUUGACGAAAUUGAAGAUGAUGUCAAGGCUGGAGAGGAUGAUGAGAAGGACAAUGCAGAGGAGGAUGAAGAGGAUGCGGACGUUCCAGCAGGACCCCGCCCACAGAUCUCAGAGCUUGUUAAGAAGGAGAAAAUCACUCCAAUCCCAGAGGGCAGUGCGUUCUUCAUCUUUAGCAACACAAACCCAUUUCGAGUUGCAUGUCACAAACUGAUAAACCAUCACAUCUUCACCAAUCUUAUUCUGGUCUUCAUCAUGCUAAGCUCCGCCUCCUUGGCAGCAGAGGAUCCAAUCAGAAACUUCUCUUUCCGCAACAUUAUACUUGGUUACUUUGACUAUGCCUUCACUGCUAUCUUUACUGUAGAGAUCAUGUUGAAGGUCCUAGGCUAUGCAGAUUAUGUCUUCACUAGUAUGUUUACAUUUGAGAUCGUGUUAAAGAUGACCACGUAUGGUGCGUUUCUCCACAAGGGGGCGUUCUGCAGGAACUACUUUAAUCUGCUGGAUUUGCUGGUGGUUGGUGUGUCUCUGGUCUCCUUUGGUAUUCAAUCAUCUGCCAUCUCAGUGGUGAAAAUCUUGAGAGUUUUGAGGGUGCUGCGUCCGCUCAGAGCCAUCAACCGAGCUAAAGGACUAAAGCAUGUGGUCCAGUGUGUGUUUGUGGCCAUCAGGACUAUUGGUAACAUCAUGAUUGUCACCACACUACUGCAGUUCAUGUUCGCCUGCAUUGGUGUACAGCUCUUCAAGGGGAAGUUUUAUCGCUGCAACGAUGAAGCCAAAUCAAGUCCAGAGGAGUGCAAGGGAACUUAUAUCUUGUAUAAGGAAGGGGAUGUGAACCAGCCAAUCAUUCAGAAGCGUCACUGGCACAACAGCGAUUUCAACUUUGAUAACGUGCUCAUGGCCAUGAUGGCUCUGUUCACAGUGUCCACGUUUGAAGGCUGGCCAGCGUUGUUGUACAAAGCCAUCGACUCCAACCGCGAGAACAUGGGCCCGAUCUACAACUACCGUGUGGAGAUUUCCAUCUUCUUCAUUAUCUACAUCAUCAUCAUCGCCUUCUUCAUGAUGAACAUCUUUGUUGGUUUCGUCAUCGUGACCUUUCAGGAGCAGGGAGAGAAGGAAUAUAAAAACUGUGAACUGGACAAAAACCAGCGUCAGUGUGUGGAGUACGCAUUGAAAGCGCGUCCUCUCAGGCGGUACAUCCCGAAGAACCCAUAUCAGUAUAAGUUCUGGUAUGUGGUGAACUCCACCGGUUUCGAGUACAUCAUGUUCGUCCUGAUUUUACUCAACACCAUCUGUCUCGCAGUCCAGCACUAUGGUCAAUCUGAGCUGUUUAACUACGUGAUGGACAUUCUGAACAUGGUGUUCACCGCUGUAUUUACAGUGGAGAUGGUUCUCAAAUUAAUCGCUUUUAAACCCCGGCAUUAUUUCACUGACGCAUGGAACACGUUUGACGCCUUAAUAGUUGUCGGUAGCGUGGUAGAUAUCGCUAUCACUGAAGUCAACCCCACAGAGGCACCUCAGGUGGAUGAGGCGGGGAACACAGAAGACAGCGCUCGCAUCUCCAUCACCUUCUUUCGGCUUUUUCGAGUAAUGCGAUUGGUCAAGCUGCUGAGCAGGGGUGAGGGCAUUCGAACCCUCCUCUGGACCUUCAUCAAGUCCUUCCAGGCCCUGCCAUAUGUGGCUUUACUGAUAGCAAUGCUGUUCUUCAUCUAUGCUGUGAUCGGCAUGCAGGUGUUUGGCAAGAUCGCGAUGGUGGACCACACACAGAUCAACAGAAACAACAACUUCCAGACUUUUCCACAGGCCGUACUGCUGCUGUUCAGAUGUGCAACAGGUGAAGCCUGGCAAGAGAUCAUGUUGGCAUGUAUGCCGGGAAAACUGUGUGACCCGGAAUCCGAAUAUAAUAAAGGGGAAGAAUUCACCUGUGGAAGCAACUUCGCCAUUAUAUACUUUAUCACUUUCUACAUGCUCUGCGCCUUCCUGAUCAUUAACUUGUUUGUGGCUGUCAUCAUGGACAACUUUGACUAUCUGACCCGUGAUUGGUCGAUUCUGGGUCCACAUCACCUUGAUGAAUUCAAGAGGAUUUGGUCAGAGUAUGACCCAGAGGCCAAAGGUCGAAUAAAACAUCUGGAUGUGGUGACGCUGUUACGCCGCAUUCAGCCUCCGCUUGGCUUCGGAAAACUCUGUCCUCAUAGAGUCGCCUGCAAGAGAUUGGUUGCGAUGAAUAUGCCACUAAAUAGCGAUGGGACCGUCAUGUUUAACGCAACACUUUUUGCCCUUGUGAGAACUGCCUUAAAGAUCAAAACAGAAGGUAAUCUAGAGCAAGCUAACGAAGAGCUCCGGGCCGUUAUUAAGAAGAUCUGGAAGAGAACCAGCAUGAAACUUUUGGAUCAAGUGGUGCCCCCUGCUGGUGAUGAUGAGGUAACCGUGGGGAAGUUCUAUGCCACUUUCCUGAUACAGGACUACUUUAGGAAAUUCAAGAAACGCAAGGAAGAAGGUCUGGUGGGCGUCCACCCGGCUCAGAACAACACGGCCAUUGCACUACAGGCCGGCCUCCGUACGCUGCAUGACAUUGGGCCAGAAAUUCGGCGCGCGAUAUCGUGUGACCUGCAGGAUGACGAGCUAGUUGACUUUUUACCAGAGGAGGACGAAGCAAUUUAUAGGAGAAACGGUGGACUGUUUGGCAACCACAUCAAUCAUAUAAACGGAGACCCUCGGAGGAGCUCCGGUCACCAGACGAACGCCACCCAGCGCCCCCUGCAGGUGCAGCCACCUCCACAUUACGCCCACAUGGAGCAACCCGUGGGGCGGCUGGGUCGCGCCAACGCCAUGGCACAGCAAAAUCACCAUCGCCAUCACCACCAUCAUCAUCACCAUCAUCAUAACAAUUCUUACAACAAGUCGACCAACGUCAACCUCAACAACGCCAACGUUUCCAGUUUACCCAAUGGAGGACACAAUCGGUACUACGAGCACAUGCCAGCCAAUGGCUACCCGGGAUCGUAUUAUGGAGAACAUGACAAGCCCAGAAGCCCUCGUGGCCAGAGAAGGCGCUACUAUGAGACCUAUAUUAGGUCUCACGGCAGCGACAGAAGACGACCAACUAUACGCCGUGAAGAGGACUGCGAUGAAGAUCGCUACUCUGCGGAGUACUACAGCGGAGAGGAGUUUUGCGAGGAUGACAGUAUGCUGUCCGGGGAUAGGUACCCUAACAGUGACCAGGAGUAUGAGACACCGCGGGGUUACCAUCAUCCUGAUAGUUACUAUGAUGAUGAUGAGCAGCCCCUUUAUCAUGAUGCACAUAGAUCGCCAAAGAGAAGAUUACUUCCUCCUACACCACAAGGUCAUCGGAGGCCAUCAUUUAAUUUUGAGUGUCUGCGCAGGCAGAACAGUCAAGAUGACCUUCCUCACCAGCGUACUGCUCUUCCGUUACAUCUCAUGCAACACCAGGUGAUGGCAGUAGCAGGUCUGGACUCAAGCAGGGCUCACAGGCUUUCACCUACAAGAUCUACCAGAUCAUGGGCAUCACCUCCACCCACUCCUACGAGUAAAGACCGAACGCCCUACUACACGCCUCUGAUCCGAGUGGACCGUCCUCUGAGAGACGGCGCGAGCGGCAGUCACACAUCUAUAAGAAAGAGCUCGUGGUAUACAGAUGACCCCGAGCAGAGAAACUACUCACCCAUUCACCUGCAGGUCCCACCUGAGUACAGAAACCAGUAUCAUCAAAAGAGAGGCAGUGCCACCAGUCUGGUGGAGGCGGUCUUAAUAUCAGAAGGAUUGGGCCGAUACGCCAAAGAUCCAAAAUUUGUGGCUGCCACAAAGCACGAGAUCGCAGACGCUUGCGAGAUGACUAUAGACGAAAUGGAAAGCGCCGCCAGCCAUCUACUGAACGGCACCAUCACGCCGGCAGUCAACGGCGUCAACGUUUUUCCCAUACUGGCCCACAGAGACUAUGAGCUACAAGAUGUGACGGCUAGCUACAGCGACGAAGAACCAGAGCCCGAACCUCGGCCGCGGUACGAGGAGGACCUGGCGGACGAAAUGAUAUGCAUUACUACGUUAUAGCAUUUGACUAGCGGCUGCUGCUAAUAGUUUUCAUCGAGAACCGAUCAAAUGAAAAUAAAGUAUAUUUAUUGGCUUACUACCUAAAGAAGUGCCUUUACAGCGGAAGAGAAAGGCACCGAAAGAAUGGACGCGUUGGUUCGCCCACUUCCUGUUUGAACAGGAAGUUGCUGUCAUAGCGCCAGGAAGGAAAAGGUGAUCGUGGGGACUUCACUUAAUGCGAAGUGAAUUUUUAUUGUCACUCCAGGAAACGGACAAUUGAGCAGCGAGGUGAGGUACAAAGGGGCGGGCUGUUUCCAAGGUGAUGACAAUCAGAGCGAAUAUGUCAUUACCUCAGUCACUUUAAGGGUUUUGCAUAUCAAGCACGUUGCAAGCUCAAUGCAAGCUAAGUAUGGCAUAUCCCUCCUCGAAGGCUUUAGUUUGAAGUUACGACCCAUACUUUAUUUUAGUAACGGUAAGGUAAACUGCAUAUUUUAGAGAUCAAACGCUAAUAAUACAACACUGGUUUACAAUAAGGAUAUCAUGCAGGUUUGCGGUGAACUGGAUAGAUUUUACAAGAAGAUUUCAGCAUUUGCGUUGAAUGCACUAGCAGGCAGGUUAUUUUUUUUAUUUAGGAUAGCCUGUUUGAUAUUUCAUAAUAUAUGCUGUAAAUGACUUGUAAUAUAAAGCAAAGGAACUUUGUAAAGAGACAUAUAUUUUGUAAUUAUGUACUGUACAAAAAGAUCAGCAAUAUAUUAAUCCUAAUUGAUGUUAUUGCAUAACGAAAAGACGACAUUUGGUGUUAUUUUAAUAGGUACUGUACCUUAUUAAUUCCUCUGCCUUUAUUCUUUGCUCAUAUGCAUUUCUCGUUUGUGAAAAACUGAACAAAAAAGCCAAUUUUUUAUGAGGUUAUGUCUGUGACACCCGCACAAGAUAUGCAAGUCGUUUCUUCUUUCGAUGUCCGUUUCGAAAGCGUAACCAGUGUUCCUUGAAAAUCUACGGCAUGCAGUAUGGGUCACAAAAGUCAACCUCCUUUAAGAGGAUUUUAGUAGGGCUUUACAGAAUAGUGUCUUAUUGUGUUCUCGUUUGUGUCCAUCGUAAGGGUUCGUGCGAGUUUCAUUGCAUAUUUUGUGCAGGGGAGGUGCGCAGAAAGGUGCAAUGGUAAAAUGCUUUGUGCAUUAACGAUGCUGCUUAAUAAGUCUGCGAUUAUACUAUACGACCCUCGCCAGAAAAAUGCUGCCACACGGAGAAGCCUACAGUAGCUGAUCUAUGAAUAUUCCCCGUGUAAUGCACAGGGAAACCCAAAGCUAAUUUCAGAUCAGCGAUUAAAUUCCACCAACAGCGUUGGGUGUUUUGUGCCCUGAUGGGGACGGAUUGAAAUCUUCCUUUAAGUUUUAUAAUGAUGGUUAUGAUGAUGAUGAUGAUAAAGAGGAUUAUGACCAAAAUAUGUGCUAAUGGAAGUUUUAGGUUCCAGUCAUGCAUUUUUAAAGGGACAGCUCGCCCAAAAUGGUCUUUAUUUAUUCAAACAGGUAUGUUAAAUUUCAGUUUGUUCAUUACACUAAAGGCUAAUUUAUACUUCUGCGCCAAGUGUAUGCCCUAGCCUACAUCGUAUAGCAGCCGAUGCCGUCGUGAACAGGGCUCGUUAUAGUUGUGCGUAGGUCCUACGGCGUAGGUUCCGCGUCAGUUUUCAUUUAUACUUUUGCGGCGUCGACGUGCAAACACAUGCGCCGACCACUGGUAGGUAGUAUCCAUGCGUGUAACCACAGUAGCAGCGUGACCGUCAAUGAAGAAGCAGCUUGGCAUGUUAACCCACAAACGAAGAAGAAACAGCAACUUGUUGUGUAUGAUUUCAGAAGACCAGCAAUUAUGGAAGUAAAUAAACAGCGACUUUUGUUGCAGUUUGAGUUAAAUCACUCCUCAAGUUUGCUCAUCUUUGUUUUCAACGUCGCAAACGGAAAUAUCUAUGACGCAGUUUUUUUACCUGAC
Misgurnus anguillicaudatus (oriental weatherfish) is the source of this 8657-nucleotide messenger RNA. RefSeq names its product calcium channel, voltage-dependent, L type, alpha 1D subunit, a (gene cacna1da). The record is from RefSeq and is a predicted model, not a curated record. Gene Ontology annotation, molecular function: high voltage-gated calcium channel activity. Lineage: Eukaryota; Metazoa; Chordata; Actinopteri; Cypriniformes; Cobitidae. Gene Ontology annotation, cellular component: voltage-gated calcium channel complex; membrane. Gene Ontology annotation, biological process: calcium ion import across plasma membrane.